Molecule: messenger RNA, 915 nt
Organism: Debaryomyces hansenii CBS767
Lineage: Eukaryota; Fungi; Ascomycota; Pichiomycetes; Serinales; Debaryomycetaceae
Exons: 1
Coding region: 1-915 (304 amino acids)
Cellular component (GO): nucleus; 90S preribosome
Source: RefSeq, a predicted model, not a curated record
AUGAGCAAAUUAGAAAGUGUAUCUACAGUAGGUGAUGAUUUGGAUGACGGGUUAGAGUACAAUGUUGAAUUUUCUUCGGGGGAAGAGAUCAAUCCAGAUUCAGAGCUUGAAGAUGAUAAUAAUGCAUCUGAUGAAGAAUCAAAGAAGGCCAAAACCGAAUCUGAAGCAAAUAAUGGCAAGAAGAGAAAAGCAAAGACAUCCAAGUUGCAAGAAAAAAAGAAAGUGAAAAUGGAGAUGGACAUUGCACAGAAGAAAAACUUAUCAAAAGAGUCAUCUACAGACGUUAUUGCAGAUUUUAUCAAUAAUAAAAUAAGUCAAAAGAAUCCUAACUUGUCUACGUUGGAAUUAUCAGAAUUAUACUUCAAUAAAACGAAUUUCAGAUCAACUUCGGAGUUUGAUGAAGAGAAACGUAGUUUGGACAAUUUGACCAAAUUCAUUCUUGGAAGGUUCAAGAAUAUGUUACCAUCUCAUGAUAAGAAAAAUAAGAAGAACAAGAACAAGAAGAAUAAGAAAGAAGAUAAAAGUCAUGACAGUUCAAAUAAUGAUAAAGACGAGGCUGAAGAAAGGAAAUUUAUUGCAAUAGUAUCAAUGUCAGCUUUACGUGCUUGUGAUAUUCAUCGUGCUACUCGUGAGAUUUCAGGCUCAUCCCUAAAGCUCAUUAAUAAAAAUAAACUUGAUGUAGAUUUGAAAUUGGUCAAGACAACAAGAUCGCGUAUUCUCUGCUGCACUCCGGGUAGACUUUUGAAAGUUUUGAAUAGUGAAGAUCUGGAGUUAAAUAAGGACGAAAUUAAGAUUAUCAUAGUUGACAAUUCAUAUUUAGACCAAAAGCAGCAAAACAUUUGGGAUAUAAAGGAAACUCCUGAAGCCCUUAGUAUAUUGACAAAGGAAGGUGGCUCAAAAAUUUAUCUUUACUAA